Lampris incognitus (smalleye Pacific opah) is the source of this 2403-nucleotide messenger RNA. It is a transcript of the gene cdh7a, whose product is annotated as cadherin 7a. Gene Ontology annotation, cellular component: adherens junction; plasma membrane; catenin complex. Bases 1 to 2403 code for a protein of 800 amino acids. Gene Ontology annotation, biological process: adherens junction organization; calcium-dependent cell-cell adhesion; cell morphogenesis. The record is from RefSeq and is a predicted model, not a curated record. NCBI's taxonomy places the organism in Eukaryota, Metazoa, Chordata, Actinopteri, Lampriformes, Lampridae. The transcript has 11 exons. Gene Ontology annotation, molecular function: calcium ion binding; cadherin binding.
AUGAUGGGGUGGUGUUGUUCAGGCAUGUGCAGAGCCGUGACCAUCCUGGCGCUUCUGUGUUCCCUGUGGGAGAGGGGCUGCUGGGGGUUGGAUCCCGGCUCUGGGGAUCUGGAGAGGUCCCCACGCUCUGAUCCCGGCCCCUGGGAGGUCCUACAAAGGCACAAACGCAGCUGGGUAUGGAACCAGUUCUUCGUGCUGGAAGAGUACACAGGCAAUGAACCACUCUAUGUUGGCAAGCUGCACUCAGAUGUGGACAAAGGAGAUGGCCGGGUGAAGUACGUGUUAUCUGGCGAGGGCGCCACCUCCAUCUUCAUCAUCGAUGAAAACACGGGGGACAUCCACGCCACAAAGCGCCUCGAUCGGGAGGCCCAGGCCUACUACACCCUUCAAGCUCAAGCCGUCGACCGCCUGACCAACAUACCAGUCGAGCCCAAGUCUGAGUUUGUGGUCAAAGUCCAGGACAUCAAUGACAACGAGCCCAAGUUUCUUGAUGGACCUUACCUGGCAGGGGUACCGGAGAUGUCACCUCUGGGCACAAUGGUGGUGCAAGUGGCAGCAACAGAUGCUGAUGACCCCACAUAUGGGAACAGUGCGCGGGUGGUCUACAGCAUCAUCCACGGGCAGCCCUACUUCUCAGUGGAGCCCAAGACAGGCAUUAUCAGAACAGCUCUGCCAAACAUGGAUCGGGAGACGAGGGACCAGUAUGUGCUGGUUAUCCAGGCCAAAGACAUGGUUGGUCAGAUGGGGGGCCUGUCUGGCACCACCUCCGUCACCGUGACACUGACCGAUGUCAAUGAUAACCCACCCCGUUUCACUCACAAAAACUAUCAGUACAAUGUGUUGGAGUCACUGCCUGUACAAUCCGUGGUGGCCAGGAUCAAAGCGGAUGAUGCUGACAUAGGCUCCAAUGCAGAGAUGGACUAUAGGAUCAUGGAUGGAGAGGGGCUUGGAUUGUUCAACAUCACCACAGAUGAGGACACACAGGAGGGGGUCAUCAUACUUCUAAAGCCUUUAGACUUUGAGACUCAGAGCAGCUUUUCCCUGAGAAUCGAAGCCACCAACAGGAAUAUUGACUCCAACUUCUUAGGCAUGGGCCCAUUUAGCGACACCACGUCGGUCAAGGUGACAGUGGAAGAUGUGAAUGAGCCGCCCAUCUUUUCCACUCCACUCAGCAAGAUGGUGGUGUUUGAGGAUGCCAAAGUGGGCACCUCCAUCGGGAGAGUCUCUGCUCAUGACCCGGACUACUCCAACAGUGCCAUCAGGUAUUCCAUAGACAGAAACACAGACCUGGAGCGCUACUUUAACGUGGAUGCUCUCAGCGGCAUCAUCAGCACCGCCAAGCUUCUGGACAGAGAGGCAAAUUCUGUCCACAACCUCACUAUCUACGCCAUCGAGAACCGUGACCCUACCCAAAUUGGAAAAGGCAACACUGUGAUCACUGUGCUGGACAUAAAUGAUAAUGCCCCGGUCUUUGCUAUAGACUACGAGACCCUCCUCUGUGAAAAUGCCAUGCCAGGACAGGUUAUCCAGACCAUCAGUGCAGUGGACAGGGACGAGCCUCCAAGCGGCCAUCGCUUCAAUUUCGCCCUGGCCGCGCCCGCUGCUGGAAACCUCAACUUCACGUUACGGGAUAACAAGGACAACACGGCGUCCAUAUUGACAAAACGGGGCGGUUUCCAGCGGCGGGAGCAGCCCGUAUAUCGACUCCCCGUGUUGAUCGUGGACAGCGGGAGUCCGGCCCUCAGCAGCACGAACACGCUGUCGGUGCGCGUCUGUGACUGUGACUCGGACGGCGUGGCACUGUCGUGCGGCGCGGUGGCGUACACAGCGACUGGACUGAGCACCGGCGCCCUGCUGGCCAUUCUGGGCUGCAUCCUCACCCUCCUCGUGAUGGUGCUGCUAAUUGUGACAAUGCGACGGAGGAAGAAGGAGCCUCUGAUCCUCGAGGAGGAGAGGGACAUCAGGGAGAACAUUGUCCGCUACGACGACGAGGGCGGAGGAGAGGAGGACACGGAGGCCUUCGACAUGGUGACCCUCCGCAACCUCAACGUCAUCAGAGACCCCAAGGUCCGGCGAGACGUCACCCCAGACACGCCCACCUUCUUUCACUACCCGUCGUCCUCACGCCCGGCCUACAAGUCCCUCCCAGACAACGUGGUGUUCAGAGAGUUUAUCUGGGACCGGCUGAAGGACGCUGACAUUGACCCGUCAGCGCCCCCGUAUGACUCGUUGCAGACGUACGCAUUUGAAGGGAGCGGCUCGGUAGCAGAGUCACUAAGCUCGCUGGAGUCGCUAAGUACAGACUCCGAGCAGAACUACGACUAUCUCAGCAAUUGGGGACCACGCUUCAAAAAGCUGGCCGACCUGUACGGGAACACCGAGGGGACCAGUGUCUUCUCAUAG